This is a messenger RNA of Dioscorea cayenensis subsp. rotundata (Guinea yam), 2844 nucleotides long. RefSeq names its product receptor-like protein EIX2. Lineage: Eukaryota; Viridiplantae; Streptophyta; Magnoliopsida; Dioscoreales; Dioscoreaceae. The record is from RefSeq and is a predicted model, not a curated record. Gene Ontology annotation, molecular function: protein binding. The coding region runs from base 1 to 2844 and encodes 947 amino acids. The transcript has 3 exons.
AUGGCACUCAGUAUGAAGAAGAUCAAACUGCUUCAUUUUCUCACCUUUGUUCUCCAUCUAUGGCUUGAGCUCACAUGCAGCUGCAUAGAAACAGAGAAGCAAGCUCUCCUCAAGUUCAAAAACAGCCUCAAAGAUCCUGGAAAGCUUCUAUCUUCCUGGACUGGUGAUGACUGUUGUUCAUGGAAAGGUCUGGCAUGCAACAACCAAACAGGCAAUAUUAUCUCACUGGACAUUAGCUAUGGUCAUAUUCAUUCUGGUCCUAACAAUGAAUGGCAAUUGGGUGGAAAAAUUGAUGCUUCUUUGGUUGAGCUGAAGCACUUGAGCUACUUGGACUUGAGUUCCAAUGAUUUUGGAGGUUCCCAGAUCCCAGAUUUCAUUGGUUCAAUCACUACUCUGAGUUAUCUCAACUUGUCCAAUGCCGGAUUCCACGGAGAGAUUCCUUCUCAGCUUGGGAACCUUACAAACUUGAGGUGGUGUCCAUUGGAUGUCUUCUCUUUCUGGUUUGCAAGAACUCCUGCUUCUUUACCUUCUGUUAGUAAUUUCACAUCUCUUGCAACUAUUGUUCUUGAUGGCAAUCAAAUCAAUGCCACUUUUCCUUCUUGGAUUUUCAAUAUCAGCAGUCUUAAAAAUGUUUAUCUUCGCUUCAAUAGUUUUCAUGGUGUGAUUCCUGAUACUUUUGAACAACUGGUAUCUCUUGAGGCACUUGAGCUUGGAGGGAAUUCUUUUUCUGGGAUUAUUCCUGGAAGCAUGAGAAGUCUUUGCAGUUUGCACACUCUAGGCCUCUUUACAAAUAAGAUUGAAGGUGAGACAACCGCACUAGCAGAAAUCCUCUCUGGGUGCGUCAGUGAGAGCAUUCAGGUGCUGAACUUGAGAGGUAAUAAAUUUAGAGGUGAUUUAUCAGAUUGGAUAGGAACACUGAGAAGAAUAACUAUGAUUGAUUUGAGCAAGAACUUGCUCUAUGGCUCAAUUCCUGCUGCACUGGGGAAGCUCUCAACACUCACAUACCUUUAUCUCAAUCACAAUGAAUUCAACGGUUCUCUUCCAGAAAGCAUUAGGGAACUAUCUCAGCUGCAAGUGUUUGACAUGUCUUUCAAUCAGAUUGAAGGUGUUGUCUCUGAAGCUCAUUUUGCCAACCUCACAAGCUUGAAACAAUUGAGCAUGGCUUCAAACUCUCUGACAUUGAAUAUGAGCUCUGAAUGGAUUCCUCCAUUUAAGCUAGAAGUUUUCAGUUUUAGGUCUUGCAUGUUAGGACCUAAGUUUCCUGCAUGGCUGAGAACACAGAGAAACUACUCACUCAUGGACUUGUCAAGCACUGGAAUUUCCGACACUAUGCCUGACUGGUUUUGGACACUUACUGGUCAUAUUGUCAUUUUGGACCUCUCGGAUAACUUGAUCACUGGCAUUGUCCCAUCUUCCUUGAAGUUUAUCAUCAUUAAUGUCAUAAAUCUGAGUUCCAAUAGAUUCUAUGGUGCAUUGCCUCCCUUUUCUUCCAAUAUUGAAUACAUCGACUUCUCUAACAAUUUGUUUUCAGGUACUCUUCUCCCAAUCACCAGUGAAUAUUUACCACUUUUAGGUGAACUGCAUCUCUCCAAUAAUCUCAUCAAUGGGACAAUUCUCGCAUCAAUUUGUAAUUUUGCUGGGAUGCAAGUUAUUGAUUUGUCUAGCAACAGACUCUUUGGUCAAGUUCCUGCAUGUUUUCCAGAUUUAGUGGCUCUCAUGGUGAUCAAUCUGGAAAACAAUAAUUUAUCUGGAGAAAUCCCUGACAAUUUGGAUUCUUUUAGUUUGCUUCAGGCAUUGCAUCUGGGAGACAACAGCAUCUCCGGGAGAAUACCGACAUCUUUAAGAGCUUGCAAGUCCUUGUUGAUCAUUGAUCUUGGAGGCAACAAACUGUCUGGUAACAUACCGUCAUGGAUUGGAGAAGCAUUGCCAUCACUGAGAAUUCUUCGGCUCCGGGCAAACAUGUUCGAAGGCCACAUUCCUGAAAAACUUUCUUAUCUAACCGCUCUUCAAAUUCUCGACCUCGGAGAUAACAACCUGUCAGGUACUAUACCUGAGAGCUUUGGCAAUUUCAGCGCAAUGGUGGAGAUUCAUAAGGAGCGAAAGAACAUAUUGGAUAGUGUUCUAGGAGCAGCUUUUAGCAGCAUUGGGAAUUAUGUUCCUUUGGGAUACACAGAGAGUUUGCAAGUCAUCACAAAAGGGAUGGAAAUGGAGUACACUAAGAAUCUUCAGUUUGUCACAAGCAUGGACUUAUCAGACAACCAAAUUUCUGGACACAUUCCGGCAGGACUUGGAAAACUUUCUGGAUUGCAGAGCUUGAAUUUAUCUGGCAAUCAUUUGUCAGGCAACAUCCCAGUUGACAUCGGGAAUCUUCGGUUUCUGGAAUCUCUUGAUUUGUCAAGAAAUGAGCUUUCAGGUGCAAUUCCUACAAGUAUGUCUGCCAUGACUUCUUUAAGCCACCUGAACCUUUCAUAUAACAACUUGUCCGGUAAAAUUCCAUCCGGUUAUCAGCUUCAAACUAUUAAUGAACAAUCCAUGUAUAUCGGCAAUGACAACCUCUGUGGCCCACCUUUGAAAGUAGAAUGCGACAGUGCCAAGAAUCAAACAGAAGAAGGCUCAAUGAUGUCUUGUGGUGAUGGCGAAGAGGAUUGUGAGUCUGAAAAGCUGUGGUGGUACAUUGGCAGUGUUCUUGGCUAUAUUGUGGGAUUUUGGGCAGUAUGUGGCACUUUGCUUUACAGUGAAUCUUUGAGGAAUGCCUAUUUUCACUUCCUUGAGAAACUUGGUGUGACGAUUGGAAUGAAACGUCGAAAUAAAAACGAUGACAGCAUUGAAGAACAUGAUCAGUGA